AUGAUUACAAAAAAUAAAAAGAGACUCCCAAUUCAAUUACAAACAUCAUCUAAACCAAGAAUUAUAACUUCUGAUCCAGCUACAGAUAUCAUCUGGACCAAGAAUUAUAGUGAUUACAAGAAGCGAGAAAAGACUCCUGAUCCAGCUACAAACAUAAUCUGGACGAAGAAUUAUGGAGAUUAUGAGAAAGCUUAA
This is a messenger RNA of Botrytis byssoidea, 195 nucleotides long. RefSeq lists its product as uncharacterized. The record is from RefSeq and is a predicted model, not a curated record. The coding region runs from base 1 to 195 and encodes 64 amino acids. Lineage: Eukaryota; Fungi; Ascomycota; Leotiomycetes; Helotiales; Sclerotiniaceae. The transcript has 2 exons.